UGGAGCUCCCCCUCCCCCCCGUGCCCUUUGCCCCGGAUGUCCAGCUCGGCCUUGCCGAGAGGUGGGGAGGAGCCGCCGGAGCCGGAACCUGCUGCUGGGCUGGCUGCAAACACAGUUGAACAGAUACCACUGAUACUGUCUGAUUCCAAACAAGAUGAACACACUGUCAUUGCUGCUAAGAUUCCCUCACUACCGUUUUCUUAGAAAGAUUUAUUUCAAAAGCUUCCACUCAAAUUUCACUCCUGGAUCAUUAUUUCCAUAUAUUCAAUCUUUUAAUUCAGUAUGCUUGUAUUGUACAAAGUGGAUGUUGCCAGCAAGUGAUUUGAAAAGAGGGAUGUGUUAUCAAGCAACCGUAGACCAACAAACACAGGGACUUUGUGACAAGGAACAGAGACUCGUAGACAAACUUUACAGUGGAUUAAUCCAAGGGCACAGAGCCUGCUUGGCAGAGGCCAUUACUCUCAUAGAAUCAACUCAGAGCAGGAAAAAGGAAAUAGCCCAGGUGCUCAUUCAGAAGGUAUUAUCCUACCACAGAGAACAAGAAAAGUUAAAUAAAGGAAAACCGCUAGCCUUUAGAGUGGGAUUGUCUGGUCCCCCUGGUGCUGGGAAAUCAACAUUUAUAGAAUGCUUUGGGAAAAUGCUUACAGAGAGGGGACACAAAGUGUCUGUGCUGGCUGUGGACCCUUCCUCUAGCACAAGUGGUGGCUCACUCUUGGGUGAUAAAACACGGAUGACUGAGUUGUCAAGGGACAUGAAUGCUUACAUCAGGCCAUCUCCAACCAGGGGGACGUUAGGAGGUGUGACUAGGACCACAAAUGAAGCUAUUCUGCUAUGUGAGGGAGGAGGCUAUGACAUCAUUCUUGUGGAAACAGUAGGUGUGGGGCAAUCAGAGUUUGCAGUUGCUGAUAUGGUUGAUAUGUUUGUUUUGCUGCUACCACCAGCAGGAGGAGAUGAGUUACAGGGUAUUAAACGGGGUAUAAUUGAGAUGGCAGAUCUAGUUGCUAUAACUAAAGCUGAUGGGGAUUUAGUUGUGCCUGCACGGCGGAUACAAGCAGAAUAUGUUAGUGCUAUGAAACUACUUCGCAAGCGCUCUAAAGUUUGGAGACCAAAGGUAAUGCGCAUGUCUGCUAAAACUGGAGAAGGCAUUUCAGAUAUGUGGGAUAAGAUGACAGAAUUUCAUGAUCUCAUGCUUACAAGUGGUGAGUUGAUCACCAAACGACGGAAACAGCAGAAAGUGUGGAUGUGGAAUCUAAUCCAAGAAAAUAUGCUGGACCAUUUUCGGAGUCAUUUAGCAGUGAGGGAUAAGAUUCCACUUUUAGAAGAAAAGGUUCUCAGUGGUGUCUUGGCUCCAGGGCUGGCAGCAGACCUAUUACUGAAAGCAUUCAAAGACAGACCUUAAGAUCCCAUGUUCUACUGUGUCAUUGAUCAAUUUGCACAAAUUAUUUAAACAUUAAAUAAAAUUUUCCGAAGCAUGGCUUCAAAUCUUUUACUGCAGCAUACUUGAAUGUAGCUCUGACUAAAUUUAUUUUCUGACUCAGGCAAACAUAAUGCACAUGAGGAACAAAGCUAGUUUCUGGGACUACCACAGAUUAUAUUCAAAAAGAAAAAUGUAAACUUCUAAAACUCUUAUUUAAGUACAGCAUAGUUAAGGAUGUUUUAAAGCUUUUAGAGAGAUUGUAAUAGAAAUUGUUAAAACAAAAUAACUUUGUGGUACCAUGUGUCACAGUAAGCUAGUUUUGCCUGUGUUCCAGAUAUUUCAGCACUUGUCCUGUUAUAUUUACCAACAAAACCCCCAUACAAAACAAGGGUAGGUGUAACUAAAACUGCUCUUGGGCUCAUCUAAAUGUCUUUCAAUGGAGGGGACAUCUGUUUACAUGACUGUUAAAUUUUACAGUGCAUCCAUGACCUGUCUGUAUAACUUACCAAAAACCUGAUUCAGUCAACACUUACAGCAGUAAGCACAUUAAAGGAUGUCUCCAAAGUCUCAUUUACUCAACAAAAAUAAUCGUUUAAACAUGGCUAUAGUAUAACACAGCUUACUGCCGCUGGAGCCUACUGUGGUUUAAGCACACUGUUAGGGCCACAAUUAGAGCAUGUCCAUGUUACAGAUUUCAGCUCUGGUAUAGCAGUAGAUGCUGCAAGGGGAGCUGUUGCCAGCAUGUAUCAUUGCCCAUCUCCUCACUGUGAGUGACAGCAAAAUCAUUGGGAACUGCAUAAUCACCUAAGCAGAACCUGUUCUUUUGUGUUAUAAACAAAUAUAGCAUUGAAGCAGCCCUGCCUGGGAGCCAUAUUUAUCCAAGGAAAUACCCUAUUUUUCUCCUGAAUAGAAAUUUUUUAAAACCAAAGAUGAAGUUACAUUAGGUAUCUUUUCUUUAAUAUAGCUAAUGAUAAAGGAUUCAAGUGGAACCCACAUUAGAGUUUCUUUAGUUAUGGAAAUGCCUAUCUUUAUAAUUAACUAUCUUAAAAUACAAAACAAAACUUUGUCUAUAGUGAUUUAAGGCUAUUUGGCUGGAUGAAAGACCGUUAGUUUCUAAACAAAAUGACUUUCUCCUGUUGAAUUCAACUUAAAUACUUUGACUAUUCAGGAGGUAUAUGCACGUUUUGAUAUCCUUUAAUAAUAAAUUGGAGGCUCUUCUAAAAUAUUAUUUGGGAAACAUGGUGUAUUUGGCAGAAAUUUAUUAUUACAGAAAAAAAUGCCAAUUUUGGAGACUGCAGAAAAGCAAUAAAACAAUAAUUGGAGUUCUAUGAAGAAUUCUUCAUAUCUUGUAUAAGUAAAUUGAAUUUUUGAAUUAUGUUAAAAGCUGCGAUAUGUUUCCUUGGCUUCCCUGACAAACUUGAUUUUGCAUCUAUAUUUAUUUCUCUAGAUCUUCAGGUUUUUUUAAACUUUUAGCUAAAUCGUAAUACAUCAGAAAAGUUACCUUUAGCUUUUGAAGACGCUAGGAGAUUUUUUUUAUCCUUUAUCUAACAAGGAUUCUUUGUCUAACUCAUGCUACUUUAAUUCUUAUUGCCAGGGUUAAAGUUAGUUCUCCUGUCAGGUAAUAGCUGUUGCCUUAUUUUCCAGUACACUUCAUUAUGGUAAAAAAGGAUAAAAUUGGAUGGAAGGACCCCAUCCUGCAAACAUGCAUUUGACUAAUUUGUUCACAGGACUAGCCCUACUGAAGUACAUUUUCAGGGCUAUAUUAUAGUACUGAACAGCAGGACAACAAUGGUUUGGCUGGUGAGGGGUUGAAAGGCAGUUUCUGUAUGGAGAAUAUUUGCACUCAUGUAACUGAUUUUAGUUAUACUGGUGCAAACCACUAAUGUAGUUUAGCUGCACCAGUGUAAAAUUAUGCUUAAACCACUGUUGGUAACACAUGAAAUUAAGUUACUACUGCCUAAGAGUGGACAUCUACACUGGAGCUAGAGCCUUAAUUUCCAACUUGAAUAGACAUCUUCACAGUAGCUCUGAUCAAGCUAGUGCGCUAGACGUAUCCAGGGCACAACAGCUAGUUGCCCUCUGUACGAUCCUGUCAGAAACCCUAGGUAUGUACUUAGGUUGCUAACCCCUACUGCUGCUCAUGCCAUUGCUGCUAUUUGUAGCAUGGGUAUGUCUACUGGAGCUGGAAAUUGUACCUUCUAGCUCCAGUCUAGAUGUACCCAUGCUAACUCUGAUAGGAGAAGGAGGGCAGAAACACAAGUGCUUUACUAUGACAUCAUCAUUGGUCACAGUAUAAUGCUCAGUUGCACCCAUGUGAGAGGAAGCUGUAUCAGCUAGAGCAUGCCCCAGAUCAAAAGCCAGGGCUUUAAACCC
Trachemys scripta elegans is the source of this 3790-nucleotide messenger RNA. It is a transcript of the gene MMAA, whose product is annotated as metabolism of cobalamin associated A. The coding region runs from base 155 to 1399 and encodes 414 amino acids. NCBI's taxonomy places the organism in Eukaryota, Metazoa, Chordata, Testudines, Emydidae. Gene Ontology annotation, molecular function: GTP binding; GTPase activity. The transcript has 7 exons. Gene Ontology annotation, cellular component: cytoplasm. The record is from RefSeq and is a predicted model, not a curated record.